Molecule: messenger RNA, 3369 nt
Organism: Tachysurus vachellii
Lineage: Eukaryota; Metazoa; Chordata; Actinopteri; Siluriformes; Bagridae
Exons: 8
Coding region: 457-1995 (512 amino acids)
Biological process (GO): intracellular signal transduction; B cell receptor signaling pathway; T cell receptor signaling pathway
Cellular component (GO): plasma membrane; membrane raft
Source: RefSeq, a predicted model, not a curated record
GAGACGGGGACGUUUUUUUAUUUUAUCAUUCGGCCAUUAAAACUGUGGAAAGGUCUAGCUUUCCUUUGGCAGUGGUGCUAAAACCAGACGCCAGAAUAAUGGCGGUGCGGAGAGAAGGCGGUGAUGAUGCGGAUGUUGGUCGCCGCUGCGCGCGCGAGCUUUCUGUAACAACACGCGCGGAGCACUGAUUAUGCGCACGGGGCUGCGACCGCGAGUCCCAACAGUUCAGCUGCAUACUGAAAUAAAGACAGAGAGAAACAGGCUGACGCUGGAACACCUAAGCUAAGGAUUUUAAAGGUGGUUAAUGGUUUUGCAGCCAUGGUCACAUGCUCAGUCCAGCUUGGAUGUUUGAUGUGACAUUCUAUAUCCUGUGAAGUGUAUACCCAGUUUUUGCCUGUGUGUGUGCCCGUGGCAGAGAGUGGGAGUGUCCGAGCGAGCGUGUGUUAGCACUCUCACAUGGCCUCGAUGCAGGACGGGGUGAACUUCACUGCUCCCCCCUACGGCAAAGUGUUGCUGCUCGGGGCCAUUGCUGCUGCCUCGGCCUUCGUCGUUACCAUCUUGAUUGUCGUGCUGUGUGUGGGCUGCCACAGGAAGGGGAAGAGUCACAAUGGUACUGGUGAAGAGAGAAAGCACAGACUCAUGGACAUGAACAUAUUGCGGCAGUCAAAGCUGCGCUGCAUCAGUAAGUCAGACACCAAGCUCCAUGAGAUGAACAGACUCAACUGCAAUGGCAAAAAAUCCUCCAAGAAGAACCGUCCAGCCAGCAUGGACCUGCUCCUUCUGCCAAGCCGUCGAUCCAACUCAGACUUGAGAACCUCACAAGGCCGUCAGGUGCCUCAGGUGCCCUCAGGAGAAGAUAGAGAGCACACAUAUGCUGAGGUGGGGCGCCGUUCAUCACCUACUCGCUGUCCUGAGGCAGCGCUCAGGGGGCGGGCUGGAGAGACAGACACCCCCGCUCCCCCUGCUGUUCCCGCCAACACCCCAGCCCCACCUGAUCCAGAUGGAGACAGCCUGGAUGGUGCUAUUCCUGAGCCUGAGACCCUCCCUCAAGUAAUGAACCCACCCCCACAGCCUCCAGAAACAGCCGAGUAUGCAUGUAUCAGAAAAGUUCGCAAGGUUGACAAAGCUGCCCAGAAGAGAGAUAAUGGCACUGAGACGGAGGAUGGGCUUGGGCAGGUGCAGCGACACAGUAGUGGAGAGUUUCGGCACGCUCCACCCAGUCAUCCAGCUCCGCCCCCACCACACCCACACAGUCAGAAGUUGCCGCGCAAGAAUGUGGAGGCUUUCAAUCUUCCAUUCUUUCCAAAGGAGGCAGUGUUUAUUGGAAAUGGAGAGGAGUAUAUAUGGAAGCCUCCCGAAGAUGAUGACAUCAUGUUCCAGCCCAAGCAUAUAGGCCCUCUGAGCCCUCACAUGGGAGAAAACAUGGCAGCUGGGAUCUCAGAUAUGUACUCUAAAGUCUGCAAACCAGGCAAGAAGAAAAGAGGCAUGCCUGGCUCACCUACAGGUCCUAGGGAUAUUGGUGGCUAUCGGACCUUGGCCCGAGGUGAACGUGAUGGUGGCUUUAAUGUGGUGGUGAAGCCACAGACAUGGGCACCACAGGAGGCAAAAGGCUCAAGGAUGCCCCCUGGCUCAGUGGAAGAGCACUGUUAUGAAGCCAUUGGUGCGGAGGAGAGCGACAUGUCUUAUGAAGCUGCAGAGGUUGGCGGAGGCGGAGGAGGUGGAGGAUGGAAACGAGACAGGCCUCCCCCCAAUGCCAGUGCCACCCUCCGGCCCAAGAAGAGAAAGCCACAGCAGCCACAGCACCAGCCGCCUCCGCCACCUCCCCCUCCCCAACAUACGCCCAAGAUGCAGCACUUGCCAGCCAAAGCACUUUUGCUGCCAGGCGAGAAUCUCUACGAGAGCAUCCCUGACCUGAAGCAGGGCUCAACCACAUCCAGUACCACCACCAUCUUCACAUUUAAUGAUGGAAUGGAAAUGUAUGUCACUGGCCUGUAAGGGCUCAAACUUAAAUCUCAAAUGGAAAGACCCCCAUCUUAUAGUUGAGUGGGAAAGAGAAUUGACAAGGCUUCCUGCACUCAUUCACACAUCAUGUUUACAUUCAGCCCUAUGGUUCCCAAAUAGCCCCACACAUUGCCUUAGAGCAGCAGUCUGGAAAAGGGGGCUUAUAUUACAUCAAAUAUUGUGCAGAUGUUUUCACUGGGGAUGCUGUUGCAUCAUACAUCAGUUUGGUAAACACACAUUGCACUAUCACUUCAUAUCUAACACAGUGUAUCAGUAUUAAUUGCCUCUGGCCUGCGAUUUGAAAGUGUGGUAGAAAAAUGUGAUAACACCAAGGAAACAACUUAGAUCAAAAUCUAACUUAAUCACAUAUCUUUUAAGAGUAGCAGAUAUCACAGUUCACAAAUCACCAACAUAUCUCCAUAUAGGGGGAAGCCUGUUUAAGGUAUACUCCAGGAUACUGUUUUUGAUAGUACACUUUUUUGUGCAUUGUUUUACAUCUUAGUUUCCAUCGGAAUUGCGGGUUUCGUUCGUUUAAUUUUAUGUUAAUUCCAAAGGAAAGGACAAAAUGAGCACAACUCUACUGAGCAGAAAGAAUACUAAAAUGCACAGAGUAUUUAUACUCAAUAUUGUAGUGUAUAUUGACCGAGAAAAAUGUUGAAGUGGGAAAACAAGCCCCUUAUUUUAAAGUCAAACCAACAGCAAAAUAUAACUAUUAAUGAAAGUCUGGCUAAUACCACUGCUGUCAGACCUUAUAUUGUAGCUUCACAAUGAACACAGGCCUUUAUCUAAAUUAUUUAUGAAUUCAUCCACAAGCUUUGGGAAAAUAUGUGGCACUAUUUUUCUAGUGAUAAAGCCUCUAUUUCUGUAAGGGAAAUCUAUGGGAAAUAAAUAUAAAAUAUAGAUAUAAAAAGAGUAUUCCCAUUCACUGAACCACACAACUGCAUAUUGGUCUACAUAUUCAAAAGCACAGAAGAAUCAUAUGCGGCAAAUUUCCUCUUCCAGCACUUAAAUACAUUAUAGACUCCUUUUGGGAGUCCAUUUGAAAAAUCAGAGCUAAAAUGAAUAGUAGCAAAUAAAAAAGAGAUCCUAAAGAGAAUAAGCAAAAGCUCAGGGACAGUUAAAAAUAUAUAAAGGUAAUUGAAUUAGUUGCACAUGGAACUAUUUUACUCUAAGUGAAAGAAAAAGUUUAGAGCAUUUUAAGGCAUUGGGCCUUGCCCUUCAGAAUUUUUUAAGUUUUUUGUUUUCACAAUUUUAACUUUUUUGUUGUUUUAGCUCAUAACAUAAACACCUAAAUGGCUGUGUAUGAAGUCACCACUGCCGUACAAUACAGUACAAUAAUGUUUUACGUUGUUAAUACUGUUAAUGCAC